UUUUGUGUCGUGAUGGCGCACAUCGCUUAUGGAGACGUGAGCUAUUCUUUCCCGGAGGAGAUGAAACGCGGAUCUGUGAUUGGAAAUAUAGCGAAGGAUCUCGGACUGGAUGUGAACAGAUUGUCAUCACGUAAGGCUCGCAUUGAUACUGAAGGUAGCAUAAAACGAUACUGUGAUAUUAAAAUGAAUACUGGAGAGCUGACCGUAGCGGAGAGAAUCGACAGAGAGGGGCUUUGUGGAAAGAAAGCCUCGUGUGUUAUUAAACAAGAACUUAUGCUUGAAAAUCCACUGGAAUUGCAUCCCGUGAGUGUCUUCAUAUCGGAUGAGAAUGACAACUCUCCUCAGAUAUUAUACCCCUCUCCGGAAGGAAACUCGUUCAUGACCGAGAUGGUGCCCAAAGUGGCGCAAGCGCGCUCCCUGGUCUCCAAGGUGAUCGCCGUGGACGCGGAUUCUGGCCAGAACGCGUGGCUCUCGUAUCACAUCAUUAAAGCGACUGAUCCGGGACUUUUCACUAUCGGUGUCCACAGCGGAGAGAUCAGGACGCAGCGGGACAUUUCUGAAUCUGACAGCAUGAAGCAGAACCUUAUUGUGUUAGUCAGAGAUAACGGACAGCCCUCUCUCUCAGCCACGUGCGCACUGUAUUUACUUGUAUCAGAUAACUUGGCUGAAGUGCCAGAACUGAAAGACAUGUCUCAUGACGAGAGCAGCUCCAAACUGACGUUUUAUUUGAUCAUCGCGCUGGUGUCCGUCUCCACUUUCUUCCUGACCUUCAUCAUCAUCAUCCUGGCUGUGAGGUUUUGUCGCAGGAGAAAGCCCAGACUGUUGUUUGAUGGAGCUGUAGCCAUUCCCAGCGCGUAUCUGCCUCCAAAUUACGCAGAGGUGGAGGGCGCGGGAACUCUCCGCAGCGCCUACAAUUAUGACGCGUACCUGACCACGGGCUCGCGCACUAGUGACUUCAAGUUCGUCAGAUCUUAUAAUGAUGGCACGCUGACUGCUGACCUGACUCUGAGAAAGACUCAGUCCUUUGAGAACAUAAUGGAUACCCUUGGCGACGGAGUCGAAAUUAAGUCUCUUAAUAGUCCCAUUCCUGAGAGUGCGUUACCCGGUACCGAGGUUGGCAUCAUUAAUGUGCAGGACAGAGACUCUGAGAAUAACGGACAGGUGCGCUGCUCCAUUCAGCAAAACGUCCCAUUUAAACUCGUGCCUUCAAUCAAAAAUUACUAUUCUCUGGUGACCACAGGUGAAUUAGACCGCGAGCUGCUCUCUGAAUAUAAUAUUACAAUUACUGCUACUGAUGAGGGCUCUCCGCCUUUAUCUUCCACUAAGAAUAUUCACUUGACUGUAGCUGACGUCAAUGAUAAUCCACCUGUAUUUCAGCAGCAGAAUUACAGAGCUCAUGUGCAAGAAAAUAACAAAGCAGGCUCCUCUAUUUGUUCAGUAUCAGCUACAGACCCGGACUGGAGACAGAAUGGCACUGUAGUUUAUUCUCUGUUGUCCUCUGAUGUCAAUGGCGCACCGGUGUCCUCCUUUUUAUCCAUUAACGGAGACACCGGGGUCAUCCAUGCCGUGAGGUCGUUUGAUUACGAGCAGAUGAAAAGUUUCCAAGUGCUCGUGUUAGCCAGAGACAACGGGUCUCCUCCUCUGAGCAGUAACGUGACCGUGAGUGUCUUCAUAUCGGAUGAGAAUGACAACUCUCCUCAGAUAUUAUACCCCUCUCCGGAGGGAAACUCCUUCAUGACCGAGAUGGUCUCCAAAGCUGCGCAGGCGCGCUCCCUGGUCUCCAAGGUGAUCGCCGUGGACGCGGAUUCUGGCCAGAACGCGUGGCUCUCGUAUCACAUCAUUAAAGCGACUGAUCCGGGACUUUUCACUAUCGGUGUCCACAGCGGAGAGAUCAGGACGCAGCGGGACAUUUCUGAAUCUGACAGCAUGAAGCAGAACCUUAUUGUGUCAGUCAGAGAUAACGGACAGCCCUCUCUCUCAGCCACGUGCGCACUGUAUUUACUUGUAUCAGAUAACUUGGCUGAAGUGCCAGAACUGAAAGACAUGUCUCAUGACGAGAGCAGCUCCAAACUGACGUUUUAUUUGAUCAUCGCGCUGGUGUCCGUCUCCACUUUCUUCCUGACCUUCAUCAUCAUCAUCCUGGCCGUGAGGUUUUGUCGCAGGAGAAAGCCCAGACUCUUGUUUGAUGGAGCUGUAGCCAUUCCCAGCGCGUAUCUGCCUCCAAAUUACGCAGAGGUGGAGGGCGCGGGAACUCUCCGCAGCGCCUACAAUUAUGACGCAUACCUGACCACGGGCUCGCGCACUAGUGACUUCAAGUUCGUCAGAUCUUAUAAUGAUGGCACGCUGACUGCUGACCUGACUCUGAGAAAGACUCAGUCUUCAGAUGAUCUUAAUGGUAUUAUUGAGGGAAUAGAGAAUCUUUCUCAGAGGCGCAUUGACCUCCGUGGUCGCUGUCCGUGGUACUGA
Molecule: messenger RNA, 2466 nt
Organism: Danio aesculapii
Lineage: Eukaryota; Metazoa; Chordata; Actinopteri; Cypriniformes; Danionidae
Product: protocadherin beta-5-like
Exons: 4
Coding region: 13-2466 (817 amino acids)
Biological process (GO): homophilic cell-cell adhesion
Cellular component (GO): plasma membrane
Molecular function (GO): calcium ion binding
Source: RefSeq, a predicted model, not a curated record